UAAAUUAAAUAAUUCUUAUAAUUCUAAAAAAGAAUUAUUUAGCAAAAAAAACAAUAUUAAUAAUUUGGAUUGUUUUAAUAUUGAUGAAUUUGAUUUAGAAAAAGAUUUUUGGGAAGAUAUUUUUUAUGAUAGUGAAAAUGAAUCAGAUUUAUUUGAUGAUGAUGAUUUAGAUGAAUUAAAUAUUGACUAUUAUGAUGAAAGUCAAUAUAAUGAUAAACAAUAUAAUAAUAAUCAAUAUAAUGAUAAUCAAUAUAGUGAUAAUCAAUAUAAUGAUGAUUAA
Molecule: messenger RNA, 280 nt
Organism: Racocetra fulgida
Lineage: Eukaryota; Fungi; Glomeromycota; Glomeromycetes; Diversisporales; Gigasporaceae
Source: the annotation of a GenBank genome assembly